AUGGGUGUUGUUGACAAAAUUCGUGCUAUCGAAGAAGAGAUGGCACGUACGCAAAAGAAUAAAGCUACAGAGUACCAUCUGGGUCUAUUGAAAGGUAAACUGGCACGUUAUAGACAACAAUUGCUAGCUGAUGAAGCAGGUUCUAGUAGCGGUGGCGGUACUGGAUUUGAAGUGGCCAAGUCUGGGGAUGCAAGAGCCGUUCUGAUCGGUUAUCCAUCUGUUGGUAAGUCAUCUUUACUGGGUAAGAUCACAACGACAAAAUCAGAAAUCGCACACUAUGCGUUCACUACACUUACUUCUGUGCCUGGUGUGUUGAAAUACCAGGGGGCAGAGAUUCAAAUCGUGGAUUUGCCAGGUAUUAUCUAUGGCGCUUCACAAGGUAAAGGUCGUGGUAGACAAGUUGUUUCAACAGCCAGAACUGCUGAUCUAAUCAUUAUGAUUUUGGACGCAACGAAGAGUGAACACCAGAGAGAAUCGUUGGAAAAAGAACUGGAAGCAGUUGGGAUCAGAUUGAACAAGGAAAAGCCUAAUAUCUAUUACAAGAAGAAAGAAACCGGUGGUAUUAAGAUCACAUUCACUUCCCCAGCGAGGAGCAAUCUAACCGAGGAUGCCAUCAAGUUGCUCUUGAAAGAUUACAAGGUUCACAACGCCGAAGUGCUCGUGCGGGAUGAACGAUGUACCAUGGAUGAUUUCAUAGACGUGUUGAACGAACAACACUGCAACUAUAUCAAAUGUCUCUACGUUUACAAUAAGAUCGACGCUGUGUCGCUGGAGGAAGUUGACCGAUUGGCCCGGGAACCAAACACUGUGGUGAUGUCAUGUGAGAUGGAUCUUGGUCUCGAUGAUGUGGUGGAAGAGAUUUGGUAUCAACUGAACCUAAAUCGUGUCUUUACGAAAAAGCGUGGUAUCAAACCUGAUUUCAGUGAUCCUUUGGUUGUGAGAAGUAACUCUACGAUUGGUGAUCUGUGUCAUAGUAUCCAUCGUGAUUUCAAGGACAAAUUCAAGUACGCAUUAGUGUGGGGUUCAUCUGCCAAACAUUCUCCGCAGAAGUGCGGAUUAAACCAUAAGAUAGACGAUGAAGAUGUAGUUUCACUAUUUACAAAGUAA
Torulaspora delbrueckii is the source of this 1107-nucleotide messenger RNA. It is a transcript of the gene RBG2, whose product is annotated as Rbg2p. Gene Ontology annotation, biological process: cytoplasmic translation. Lineage: Eukaryota; Fungi; Ascomycota; Saccharomycetes; Saccharomycetales; Saccharomycetaceae. The record is from RefSeq and is a predicted model, not a curated record. The transcript has a single exon. Gene Ontology annotation, molecular function: GTPase activity; GTP binding. Gene Ontology annotation, cellular component: cytoplasm. The coding region runs from base 1 to 1107 and encodes 368 amino acids.